UUACAGCGCUCAGUCGGCACAGUGCUGCGAUGAGACAGUAUUGCCAUAACGCGGAGCUGUUUUAAACCGGUGCGCUGCAAAUGUUUCCGUUGUCUGGAGUUAAUUCUAACGUCAUUAUCUGAAGGAUUAUUGCUUUAUAUCAAUGAAGGACAGUAUUUCCAAUCAAAAGCUCUCUGCGAUGUCUGGAAUGGAUGCCAAUCAGAGUGUAAAGUGUAAGAUUGUAGUGAUUGGGGAUAGUCAGUGUGGGAAAACGGCUCUGCUUCACGUCUUUGCAAAAGACUGCUUCCCGGAGAACUACGUCCCGACAGUGUUUGAGAACUACACAGCCAGUUUUGAGAUCGACUCACAAAGAAUUGAGCUUAGUCUAUGGGAUACCUCGGGGUCCCCGUAUUAUGACAAUGUGCGUCCCCUCUCCUAUCCUGAUUCAGAUGCUGUCCUCAUCUGUUUUGACAUCAGCCGACCAGAGACCCUUGACAGUGUGAUAAAGAAGUGGAAAGGAGAGAUCCAAGAAUUUUGCCCCAAUACCAAGAUGUUGUUAGUCGGAUGUAAAUCAGAUUUGCGCACAGACCUCACUACACUGGUCGAACUCUCAAAUCACAGGCAGACUCCGGUAUCAUAUGAUCAGGGAUCAAACAUGGCCAAGCAGAUCUCUGCGCCCUACAUCGAGUGCUCUGCCCUGCAGUCAGAGAACAGCGUGAGGGACAUUUUCCACGUGGCCACGCUGGCCUGCGUCAGCAAGAACAACAAGAACAUAAAACACCACAAGUCAUCUAGAGCCACCAAGAGGACGUCCCACAUGGCCAGCAAACCCUACCUGGAAUCUGUAGCAUCGGACAUGCGUAAAGACAAGGCCAAGAGCUGCACUGUCAUGUAAGGAGCCCGGAAAGUGCAUUGUUUGCGUUAGCUCUGGAGGUGAGGAACCCUUCAGAUAAAGCAGUGAGGAAUACAGGAAUACUUAAUUAAGCUACCUAAGACCACGCCCACAAAAGAGAAGCAUGAGCUGCUGGAGAGACAGAGGUGCUCUCGCUAACUCAGCAGAACUCCAGUGCUUGGAAUCCCAAAUUUCUGAUUUAAAAAAACCUACCUGAAGUCUGUAUUGCUAAAUGGAGAGAAUAGCAUGCUGACUCUGGCCAGUCUUCUUAGCCCAUGGAAAUACGUUAUUUGAAUUACAGGUCACAGACCUUCCAAGGAAAAGAAUAUAUUCUUUUUUCGUACUCAGAAAUGUGAAAAUGUGGGAGGAAAGGCUACUGAGGAAUUCUCUCACAGAAGGCAACACACUGAAGGCACUUAAUAGAGAAAUGAUGUAACAAACACUGUGGCUCAGCCUGCCUUUUUUGUUUUGUUUUGUUUUUGGGGGGGGGGUGCUUUUUGUUUUUAUUUUGAUUGUUUUGGGUUUUUGUGGGUUUUUUUGCACUUCAUAUUGUUAUUGCCUUGAUAAAUUGUAAAAAUGGGAAUAGUGUGUGUGUGUGCAUAGGGUUGGAAAUAUCUGUGAACCUCAAAACAUGAGUGCUUCUUAUGUUUCUCCUCUUUCACAAAGCCAAAGAAAAGUCAAGGUCAACCUUUGGUGUUCUAGUCCCAGGGGCUUCAUAUCUGAACUGUUACAUCUAUGUGCAGUGCGAAGUGUUUGAUAUAUUGUUGGUAGUAGGUCUGGCUUGGCUUGAGGACAUAUCUAAGGAUGUGGGCUCGUGGAUCCAGAUAUUAGUACUUUUUCAAAGCCUCAACUCCAGUGCCUCUGUGUUGGUGUGCCCAAGCUAAUCAUUGCCUGGGGGUUUACUAUUGCUGGACGCUCUACAGGCAGAGUUCUUAAUACCUCUUCGUAAUUCAUUAGCAUUUGGAACGGCAAGAGAAUCAGCUCAGCUAUGCAAUAUGCUGACUCUAACCUAUAAAGCAAUUGGAAAAUGGUUAGCUUGGAGUAAUUUAUAUUUUCUGUGGCAUGAUGGCUCAGAGGACCUCCCAUACCACUCUACUUUAUUGUGUCAAGGGGAUAUUCAAAUGCAUCCUUACUCUGUGGAUCUUAAAGGAGGAAGGAAAAUUCAUGCAUAUUCAAACAUUAGUCACUACCAGAUCAAGCAGUAAUGUAAAUCAAAAAUGCUUGUGGAUUUGUUUGCAUCAGUCACUAGUUCAGCUAGUACGUAGUAUGACCUAACCUUCAUAAUUUCCUUUUUUAGAAUUUUUAUUUAUGAGGUGACAUUUCUAAUGAAACCGGGUUUCUCUGUUAAACAGUUGUCAGAUUUGUGCCUCUGAAUUAUUAUUAUUUUUAAACCAGUUUGCCAGUGUGCACCUGAUUUAAAAUGUCAAGUGUUAGGUGUAGAGCGUCACCCUGUUUUGAAUGUUGGAAUUCAUUUUUAUGUCUGUAUUAUGGAUGUUUCUGCAAUAUUUAUUGGAGUUACAUAUAUAUUUUCUUUCUUUGAAAAUAAAAUGCAGUAUACCGUA
This is a messenger RNA of Electrophorus electricus (electric eel), 2433 nucleotides long. Its product is annotated as rho-related GTP-binding protein RhoE-like. Gene Ontology annotation, biological process: small GTPase-mediated signal transduction. NCBI's taxonomy places the organism in Eukaryota, Metazoa, Chordata, Actinopteri, Gymnotiformes, Gymnotidae. The record is from RefSeq and is a predicted model, not a curated record. Gene Ontology annotation, molecular function: GTP binding; GTPase activity.